Molecule: messenger RNA, 5400 nt
Organism: Zingiber officinale
Lineage: Eukaryota; Viridiplantae; Streptophyta; Magnoliopsida; Zingiberales; Zingiberaceae
Product: pentatricopeptide repeat-containing protein At2g18940, chloroplastic-like
Exons: 4
Coding region: 64-2562 (832 amino acids)
Molecular function (GO): protein binding
Source: RefSeq, a predicted model, not a curated record
UCAUCCUGACAUCCCCUUGGAGUUAACUUAAACCCCCAUCCAUCCCUCUCCUUCUCCGUCGCGAUGGAGGGAGCUCCAUUUCCAAGCCGACCUGCUCUUCCUAACCAGACCUCCAAAAUCCCAAGAAACCCCUCGCCUAACCGUCCCAAGUUCAACCUUCCCUUUCCUCCACCGCCUCCUCCUUCUCGUUCGCUUCCUUUGGACUCCCUCCUCCAACACCUCGCCAAGGAGACUGCCAACACCCUUCGCCCUCCGUCGAGCAAUAAAAAUCCCACCUUGCCCUCUUUGCGCCUUGCUGCGACCUCGCCCCGUCGCGAGAAAUCGCCUCCUGCGCAGGGCGCACGGCUCGCCGGCGUCAAAGGUGGAGCUCGGUUUCUGCAGGAUCCCCGUCUGGGGUUCCUCUCCGCCGCAGGCAAGUCGUUGCUGAGAUCCAUCGUCGAGUGGCCGCUGGUUGACUUCGCCACUCUGGUUGAAGCCAGGAAAGAUGAGAUUUUUGGCGUGGAUUGGGUUGCCCUCUUGAAGGCGCUCGAAAUUCUGGGCGAUUGGGAGAAAGCUCUCGCGUUGUUCGAAUGGGCUGCAUCCACUUCCCGUGCUGAAGGAUCCAGAUUAGAUGCCCCAGCGAUCGAGGUGAUGAUCAAGGUAUUGGGGAGAAGUUCACAGCACUCAGUUGCCUCCAAGCUGUUCGACUCUAUUCCUCUGGAGGAAUAUUGCCUUGAUAUCCGUGCUUACACUACUUUGCUUCAUAGCUACUCCCGCGCCGGGAAGUAUGACAAGGCAAUUGCAUUGUUUGAGCAGAUGAAAUUGAAGGGGCUUUCAGCCACCUUGGUCACCUACAAUGUGAUUCUCGAUGUGUAUGGCCGCAGGGGGCGGUCCUGGAGCAAAAUUCUGGAGAUUUUGGAUGAGAUGAAAAGCAACAAAGUUAGUUCUGAUGAGUUCACCUACAGUACAGUGAUCUCUGCUUGCGGAAGGGAAGGGUUGUUGAAGGAAGCCUCAGAGUUCUUUAAACGACUGAAGAUGCAGGGAUAUGUUCCUGGCACUGUCACGUAUAAUUCACUACUCCAGGUGUAUGGCAAGGCAGGAAACUAUCCAGCAGCACUGAGAGUCUUGAAGGAAAUGGAGUACAAUAACUGCCCAGCUGAUGGAGUUACCUACAAUGAACUUGUAGCUACCUAUGCUAGAGCUGGCUUUUACGAAGAAGGGGCGGCAGUGUUGGAUACAAUGGCUACUAAAGGAAUAAUGCCUAAUGCCAUUACCUAUACCACUGUAAUUAAUGGGUAUGGCAAGGCUGGAAAAGAGGAUGCAGCUUUAGCGCUGUUUGAUCGUAUGAAGAAAUUGGGUUGUGUUCCUAAUGUUUGCACUUACAACACAAUAUUAGGAAUGCUUGGAAAGAAAUCAAGGAUGGGGGAAAUGUUUGACUUACUUUCUGACAUGAAACACAAUGGUUGUGCCCCGAAUAGGAUCACAUGGAACACAAUGUUAGCUAUAUGUGGGAAAAGGGGCAUGGAGGACUAUGUAAGACAAGUGUACACGGAGAUGACAAAAUCAGGCAUUGAACCCGACAAGGAUACCUUCAACACUAUGAUUGCCGCAUAUGGUCGAUGUGGUUCUGGUACCAAUGCUUUGAAGAUGUAUGAUGAGAUGGUCAAAGCAGGUUUUACUCCUUGCACUACAACAUAUAAUGCACUCUUGAAUGCAAUAGCUAGAAAGGGUGACUGGAUAGCUGCAGAUUCUGUUAUAGCUGAUAUGAAGAGGAAGGGAUUUAAGCCUAAUGAUCUUUCAUACUGUUUGUUGCUUCAAACUUAUGCGAAAGGAAGAAACCUAGAAGCUAUAGAUGCAAUUGAACAAGAAGUUUAUGAUAGCAAAAUUUUUCCUAGCUGGGUGAUCCUUAGAACUCUGGUUAUAGUCAACUUUAAGUGUAGAGUAUUAAAGGGCAUGGAAAAGGCAUUUGAGGAGCUGAAGAGGAAUGGCUACAAACCUGACUUGGUGAUUUUUAACUCAAUGCUUUCAAUUUAUGCAAAGAAUGGGAUGUAUGAUCAUGCUCGUGAAAUUUUCAAUCUGAUUCAUCCAAGUGGGCUCCGACCUGAUCUCAUUACUUACAACAGUAUGAUGGACAUGAGUGUGAAAGGUGGAGAAUGUUGGGAAGCAGAAGACAUGCUCAAACAACUUGAAAGCUCUGGGUUGAAGCCUGAUGUGGUGUCAUACAACACUGUCAUUAAUGGAUUUUGCAAACAAGGGCUCAUGAAUGAAGCCCUAAAGAUUCUGACAGACAUGAUAGCUAAAGGAGUUGCACCUUGUAUGAUCACUUAUAAUACCUUAAUUUCUGGAUAUGUGAGCAUGGAGAUGUUCAAUGAUGCUGCUGAUGUUCUUAGCUAUAUGAUCCAACACAACUGCAGCCCCAAUGAACUAUCCUUCAGGACAAUUGUUGAUGGCUACUGUAAAGCCAAGAGAUAUGAGGAAGCCAUCCAGUUUAUAGCUGGCAUAGUGAAUAUAGAUUCAUCUUUUCCUGAACAGUCGCUGAAUAAGCUAGCCCUAAGAGUAGAAGAGAGAAAAUCUCACCAUUGACCGAUUGGUAUUCAACAAUCCUGUUUGCAUAGUCCUGGUAUCACUCAGGUUAGUUAACAGGGCAUUUAUCUGCAGCUUUAUGAGAUUAUAAUUUUGUUGAUAUAUAAAUGGCCUUCAUAGUAUUUUUAUACAGUGUUGCCUGAAUUGGAACUGAAAAAAGAGUCGUUCAUAUAUUUUCCAUUGACUGAUGUAGUAAUUUCACAAUUAUCCUUAUUUCUCAAGCAGGCAAAUUGACUUCUUUUUCCCUCAGUGGUAAAUUGGGUUAAAUCAUGACUUUCAAUGGUUCAUUCCUAAGGUAGAAUGGUGUGUUCUUGCUGUGAUUGAUGACUCAAAAUAAUAGUCCAAAAGAAGGAUUAUUGGGUAGAACUGUACUUUUGAUAAUCACACAAGCAUGCUCUCCCAUUGCACAAACAGGGUGAUCAAUUUUUUUUUUUUUCAUAUAGAAAUUGAUUAGUAGCACAGAUUGUCCAUCGAACCUUUAUACACUAUGGGAACAAUGUUAGAUAAGGCACGAAGACUAUUUUAUUGUCUUGUUUUCUACUCUUCCAUUUCCUUACAGUUUCCUGUCUAAACAAGCUACUAUCUCUUGAGCAGCUUCUUUUCUUUUCUUAGCUGCCAUAACCAAUCUGCCUUGGAUGACUUUGUCAACCAUGGCUGUCGACUUCACCACACAAUAUUGUUGGCAUACUAAACCCCACCCUCUCCUUCCUCUUCACUAGUGACUUUGUCCAUGCCUCCUUUGCAUAUUGGUAGCCUUGUGCCCACUUUGAUAUUAACAAUUUCAAGCAGAUUGAUUUCCCAACUUCACCUCACCUUUGUCCCCAAAUUAGAUCAUCUAGUGUGCCUCAUAGUGGAUUAUGUGGUUUUUUGGUCUAGAAUUAAUGCCCGCCAAUGGUGCUACAUCAUUUUGUGGUAGUGCUCCUUGCUAUUGGUUCAGUGCAUUUAUGCCACCAUCAUCGCGGUCUAAGUGAUGGUCCAAUGAUUUGACUACCCCAAGUAUUUCAUUGACAAUUGCUCCAUCAAAAGUUGAAAGGUGAUCCGGUUGGGGUUCAAUUCCUGGUGGUAUGAUUUUGAGGUGGUUUAAAGUUUCACCCGAGGUGGACUACAACUUGGAUGUGUGUCAAGCAAAAGCAACCGAACCCAUUGUGGUUCAGGCCUUGCCAAGGCUCAUCCAAGGUGAGUAAGGGCUUUUAGCUCUACUCAAUCCAGAAUGAAUUAAGGGGGCGUGAGGCGCCUUUGACUCUUCUGCAGCUAGGUGUUAUCUUUCUCAUGCUGACUCUCAAAGAAGUUAGCAGAAAGGGCUUUUUGAGCGUCGAGUCUUCGAAAAGACACUGCUCCAGAUGCCUAUCCAUGAUGAGGAAAGCACUUAAGCCCUGGAAGCUUUUGUAGGUCUAACAAUUGCAUUACAGGCAAAGCAUUUUGAAGGGCCUUUGCAACAUUGCCACCUUUCUCUCAUUUGACUGGUGCAAAUCGGCCAUCUGCUAUAUACUGAGCGGAAAGCCUUCAAACAUCCUCCCGGAUAACAAGGACGUCCUUGUCACAUGGACUGAGGAUCGACGCUGGUGAUGCCGAUGGAGUUGUUGUGGAGGCAAAUGGAUUCUAUCCUAUCCAAUAGGACUAAGAGCCAUUUGAAUUGUGACAGGAUCCCAUUCUACUCACUCCAUCAGCUAACUGAAUUCUUUCUAAGCAUUCACCUUUACAUACAGUCUUCACCACCAAGAAGGAUUGGGGUAUGGGAAAUAGAGAAGCUCAAUGAGCAAUGCCACAGCACGAAGGCUUCUACUUGCCCUACAAUGGUGUUGUUCCCUGUCCUCCUUCCCCCUGAAUUGCUUUCAGAAUCCCAACUGAAGCUUUUGCUGAUUGUAGGCUGCUGCGGCAGCAGUAAUGGGCAACUAGCACUAUUAUUACUACGAUCGGAGCAGAGAAGAAGCAUAUCAUCUCUUUCUCAGUUCAAAUAACGCAUUUUUUGUUGUUGCAGGUUUGAGUAGCUUUCCUAGUUCAUUGUUUGAUGUGGGAAGAUGAUGAGCAGGUUCGGUUCUUCAGAUGCUUCCUUCGCCCCUGCUUCCAUGGCAUCCUUCUCUGCGCUCGGAGGUGGCGACGGUAGCGAAAAAGAGAAGCUUUGGGACUCGGGCUACGCUGCCAGUCACCAAAGCCACCUAUUCUUCCAUCAAAAUCCUACUCUGGAGGACAUGGACGCCCAGAUUCCAUUCUCCCCGCUGCUGGGGUAUCCUUAUCCUCCCCAGGAAUCAUUUUUUGCCAGAAAGGAAGCGGCGGCAGCGGCGUGUGGUCACCCAGCCACCAGCCACCUCCCACCUCAUUGCCAGGCGGAAGGGUGCAACUCCGACCUCUCCAGCGCCAAGCACUACGACCGGCACCACAAGGUCUGCAAUUCCCACCCCGAAGCCACCGUCAUCAUCAUCGCCCACGUCUGCAGCAUCGAUUCUGCCAGCAAUGCAGCAGAAGCUUUAAUAUUCUUCUCUUGCAAAGACUGUCCAGGUUCCAUGUGCUUGCAGAGUUUGAUGAGGCCAAGAGAAGCUGCAGGGAGCGCUCGGCCGACAACAAUCGCAGGCGGAGAAAGCCUCAUCUCAUACCAUCAGCAGCAGCAACCACAACGAAACACGACGCAGACUGCUCAAGCUCCAUGAUUACUCCAAGCAAGCAAGCAAGCAAGCAACCUGUAAGUAUACCCACCCAUUAACAAUCUUCCUCCCCCAUAUAAAGAGAGGGAGAGUUUUUGUUACUCUCUACUCACCCUGGUCAAUCCACAGGUAUCUAUUGUUAUUUUUUGUUUUAAAAAAAAAUUAUGUUAUCCAUCUAUGAUCCAUCCCUCAGCACUUA